Messenger RNA from Westerdykella ornata, 1323 nucleotides. Its product is annotated as GPI2-domain-containing protein. Bases 1 to 1323 code for a protein of 440 amino acids. The transcript has 2 exons. The record is from RefSeq and is a predicted model, not a curated record. NCBI's taxonomy places the organism in Eukaryota, Fungi, Ascomycota, Dothideomycetes, Pleosporales, Sporormiaceae. Gene Ontology annotation, cellular component: glycosylphosphatidylinositol-N-acetylglucosaminyltransferase (GPI-GnT) complex; membrane. Gene Ontology annotation, biological process: GPI anchor biosynthetic process.
AUGCCGUCCGCGGCUUCAACGACAUCGCAGCAGCACUCUCUAGAUGCUGUGCCCGAUCCCGACCGCCUCGCUCCUGCCGAUGCCUACUAUCGAGCCCGCAACCUAUCCCCCGAUGCUGCACUGAGCGCCCGAAAGCGUCGCGAACGGACGCGAAGUGCCACGCGGCGACAGAAGGGACAUUAUAAGAAGCUUCUAUGGUUCAAGCAGCCAUUUCCAGAUAACUAUACCGAUGAGGAGACGUUCUUGGAUCACCUCCAGCGGAACCCGCGACUGCAGCCGUACCAGUUCUGGUCGUUGAUGGCCGAUGCGACCGUCAUUGUGCAACACAUUGCUUCGGUCGCUAUCUUCUGCUGCUGUUUUGUAGCGAUCGCGCAAGAGCGGGUAUCACCUGUUUCUGUUGUGAGCUGGGCGACGUUCUGUACCGUGCUGGGAUGGGCCAUGUGGGAUUAUUGGGUUGGACAGGAAGAAGCACGCGCUGCCGAGGUGGCUUCAAGGGAGACUAAUAUCGUCGACGAGAGCUCCGAUCCAAGCUCAUCUCACUCUUCGGAGGAAGCCAGUGGUCUCGGACUGGUACUCCCAGAUACGAGCGGGAAGUCUUCGGGCCAUUCUCACCAUCCCAGUAUAUCUUCCGUUGCUUCCAACGUGUCUGGUACUUCUCACGAGCCGGCUCCAACACCAACUGAUCCAGAUAGUAUUGACUACCAACCUCCCUAUGUAGAUCCUACGUCGUCUCUGUCACCUCGAAAUCAGCAGCGUGUGGCGACUGCAAAGUCCGCGCUACUCAUUUAUGCAGCGGUGCUUGGCCUGAGCCCAAUCCUGAAGUCUCUCACAAGGUCAACCACAAGCGACUCCAUCUGGGCACUUAGCACAUGGCUGCUGUGCAUGAAUGUUGCGUUCUUUGACUAUGGCGAAGGGACAGGUGCACACCUUCCCGCAUCCAUUUCCACAAACUCGGCCCUGAUGGCAUCAACCGUUCUCGCCUCUCGCCUGCCAUCCACAACGCACGUAUUCUCUCUCACCCUGUUCUCCAUCGAAGUGUUUGGUCUCUUUCCCAUAUUCCGCCGUCGACUCCGAAGUGUGUCCUGGCAUGGCCAUCUCGUUCUCACCGUCGUGCUCGUCCUCGUUGCAUGUGGAGGCCUUUCCGUCAUUUUGACAGGCGGCGGUCGCGGAGCCUGCAUCGCCGGCGUCAUCCUUGGUGGGACUCUAACAUAUUUCACUAUGGGGCUGUGCAGUUGGUGGCUUAUAGGGCUGCAGAAAUACAAGAAUGAAAUUCAUGGGCCCUGGGAUCCGGCGAGACCUAUUAUACGGCGUCGUUGGGAUUAA